Saxophila tyrrhenica is the source of this 1572-nucleotide messenger RNA. RefSeq names its product Epsin-3, clathrin recruitment and traffic between the Golgi and endosome (gene ENT3). Lineage: Eukaryota; Fungi; Ascomycota; Dothideomycetes; Mycosphaerellales; Extremaceae. Gene Ontology annotation, molecular function: clathrin binding; phospholipid binding. Gene Ontology annotation, cellular component: clathrin vesicle coat; endosome; plasma membrane. The coding region runs from base 1 to 1572 and encodes 523 amino acids. The record is from RefSeq and is a predicted model, not a curated record. The transcript is spliced from 3 exons. Gene Ontology annotation, biological process: Golgi to endosome transport; endocytosis.
AUGGACUGGAACUCGAUCCAAAACCAGGUCUCCAACCUUACCCUGUACGAUCUAAAAGCCGGUGUGCGAAAGAUCCAGAACCAGGUCAUGAAUUACACCGAGAUGGAGAGCAAGGUCAGGGAGGCGACGAACAAUGAGCCCUGGGGUGCUUCUUCCACGCUCAUGCAGGAGAUCGCCAAUGGAACGUUCAACUACCAGCUGUUGAACGAGAUCAUGCCGAUGAUCUACAAACGCUUCACCGAAAAGUCCGCCGAAGAAUGGCGCCAAAUCUACAAAGCCCUCCAGCUCAUGGAGUUCCUGGUCAAGAACGGCUCCGAGCGCGUGAUCGACGACUGUCGAUCACAUCUCAGCCUGCUCAAGAUGCUCCGUCAAUUCCAUUUCAUCGACCAGAACGGCAAGGACCAGGGCAUCAAUGUGCGAAACAGGAGCAAGGAGCUCACGGAUCUUCUGUCGGAUGUCGAGAAGAUCCGGACGGAGCGGAAGAAGGCGAGGGCGACGAGGAACAAAUACACCGGCGUGGAGGGAGGCGCUACGUUCGGCCUUGGUGGGUCCGGGUCUUCGUCGCGGUAUGGUGGUUUCGGGAGUGAGACUGCUGGUGUUAGUGCAGGGUACGGAGGCUCGACAAGAGGUGUAUACGGCGACGGCGGUGGGUUCGGCGGUGAGACGCACGACGAAUACGAUGAAGGUGGUCGAAGGGGAGGCGCGGACAGAUUCGACGAGUACGACGAGUACGAUGAUGGUGGAGCUACAGCACCCACCAGCAGGCGAAAGACAGAGACAACUCGAAGCUCGCGCGCGACUCCGAAGAAAGCCGAACCUCCAAAGCCCAAAGAGCCCGAGGUAGACUUGUUCGAAUUCGGAGACGACGACCCGCCUGCCGCAGCUGCCCCUAUUCCAGCCCCCUCAAACGGAGCAUCUUCGGCCAUCCUCUCGCCGCCUGCCUCAAGUGCAGCCAUUGGCGACGAGGAUGACUUUGACGACUUCCAAUCAGCCACUCCAUCCACCACAGCGCCGCCUCCCAUGGCCAAGCCCUCCAUCCCAGCACCAAACUACAACAUCUCAACAGCGACGCCUUCAUCGGCGACCCAGUUCGCCCAGCCAACACCACAAGCUGGCACGCAGAAAGCAGACUUCAGCAACCUCUUCUCCACCAAAUCUCCGCCCAUGAGCAAUACGACCACACCCUCCAAUAUGUCCGCCUUUUCGCCACCCGCACAAUCUAAGCCGACCGGCUACCAGCCCUCCGGACCGAACUACUUUACGUCCGUGCAAGUGCAGCCAGGCCAGCCACAGUCGAUUGGUACACCCGGUAGCGUCACAUCGCCUACCGCAGGCGGAGCUGCAGCUGGCAAGAAGCCUGCUAGCGGCGACGCCUUCGCUUCUCUGCUCGGUGGAGGCGCGAAGAAGUCCGCCACACCCACUCAGAAGGGAUUGACGAUGGCCGACAUGGCUAAGCAGAAAAGCCAGGCUGGGCUGUAUGGAGCCCCUGCGGCGCCCGCAGCCUUUCCACAGCAGGGCAAUGGGACAAAGCCGAGCACUGGGAGUAGCGGGCUCGAUGACCUGCUGGGUUGA